Schistocerca americana (American grasshopper) is the source of this 636-nucleotide messenger RNA. RefSeq lists its product as uncharacterized. The transcript has 4 exons. Lineage: Eukaryota; Metazoa; Arthropoda; Insecta; Orthoptera; Acrididae. The coding region runs from base 1 to 636 and encodes 211 amino acids. The record is from RefSeq and is a predicted model, not a curated record.
AUGUCAUCCUAUCCGUUAGUGUUUUCGCUGCGAAAAGGAGUGAUAAGACUGUCGUGUUGGCGGGCAGAAGAGGACGGUUCAUUACGGCUGCCGCCGAGCGUACUGAAUAACUCUGGCGGCCCCAGCCGGGGCGUCGGCGGCGGCGGCGGCGGCGUCGGCGGCGGUGGUGGCGCCUUUAUCUCGAGCGAAGAUUUCGGCGCCGCCGAGGGCGAGGCCGUGCUGACGGGUAAUCGGGAGCGGCGCUGCGCGGGGGCGGUGGGGGCGGCGCGGAGGCGGCGUCGCCUCGCCGGGCCGCCUCGUCUGCUCGGCUGUGAUCCGCGAAAACAGCCGCGGAACGGACCUCUUAAUUACCACGGAGGGCCGCGCCGGCCGGCCGUUCCACAACAACAACACAACUUGGUGCUUGAUCAAGAGCAGAGUCUGGGCUGCAGAGUCCAAGUCCGGUGUGGAAUUGUCACAACAAAGCGUUAUCUGAGCCGCGAGAAGUGGCGCGCCCGCGGACGUCAAGUGGUGUCGCGACCUCUGGGGGCGGGGGGGCGGGGGUGGUGGGGGCGGACGGCUGGGCCGGACAGCGCGGCCGCCGCCGCCGCCGCCGCCUCCUGCCCCUGGGAGAACUUUCUUGGCCCCGAGUCGUAG